AUGAGUGAAAACACUUUAAUCCGAACGAGGAAGUUCAUGUCCAACCGCUUGUUAUGUCGCAAGCAAAUGGUGGUCGAUAUUUUACACCCUGGACGUAGCGUCCUUUCGAAGAGUGAAAUCCGAGAAAAACUUGCUAAGACCUACAAAACUUCUCCGGAUGUUGUCUUUGCAUAUGGCUUCCGAACUCAGUUUGGAGGUGGCAAGUCGACAGGAUUUGCAGUUGUGUAUGAUUCUUUAGAUCAUGCUAAAAAGUUUGAAAUGAAAUACCGUCUUGCUAGGAACAACUUAGUGACAAUCCCACAAAAAGGAAGAAAAUUAAGAAAGGAGAGGAAGAACAAGGCCAAAAAGUUCCGAGGUACGAAACAAAAGAAAUCCAAGAAGGACUCCUAAAUCUGUACAUAAAUAAAUUGGAAUAAACGGUCAGACUCGGAAAUUUUGUCUUCUUAAAGCUCCUUUCUAUAAGCUCCCCACUUCGGAAUAUAUAACCUAAUGAUUUUAUUUGGCGGCUUGUUUUUGAACUGAAUAUAGUGUCCACAUCAAAAACGCUAUUCGAACAUUUUCGCUUUGAUAGGUUUAGCAAUUCAAUCAACCUGUUAUCAGACUAUAGGCACGGCGAAGCGAUUUUGUGUUUGGUGUAUUACCACUAACAACAGUUCUAAGUGUUGCCGUCUUCAUGGGAUCCAACCACAGUGAUAGUUUCGAAACUAAUCUUGUGUAAAUCGAAGCACCCUUUUGUCACUUUUUAGGUGAAUAUCGGCAGUAAAUCCUACCUGGAUGUGAUGUUCGG
Molecule: messenger RNA, 787 nt
Organism: Schistosoma turkestanicum
Lineage: Eukaryota; Metazoa; Platyhelminthes; Trematoda; Strigeidida; Schistosomatidae
Source: the annotation of a GenBank genome assembly